AUGUCCAAUAGCACAGGGUUCGUGUCGAGUUCUACCGAUAAAGCCGCAUCCGUGGACGAAGCCGCGACAAUAGCCGCGUUCGGUGAAGAGCCUGAAACCAUCAGGAAGAUCAUGUGGCAUGCCUCGCAAGUGUGUUACCUUCAACGGCGUCACCCUCGAACCCCUCUCGAUAUUCUUGCGGGAAUCGUGCUCUGGGCGUGCUGCAAAUACUUUUGUCCUCAUCAAGCAUCCAUGCGCGUUGGACCUUCGAUUCAACUGGACGAGCCAUCCUUCUGUAGUUCUCAACGUGCCAGGCAGGCUGUCGAAAACUGGAUUAAGAACGGCGGCAAGACUUUCCCAGAAGGUGUGGGUGAUGUCCAGGAUCCUGAAGCGCCCAGCCGAGUUCUUCACCUUAGCGUGGAUAUGACUCAAAGGCUUAAAGUAUGGAAAAUGGCAUCUAAUGUAUCGGAAAUCUUCGUCCGCCUCUUGCAACGCGAGGAACAGGAGGCCACCCAACAGCACGAUGCCAAUAUGUUUCAGUCAUAG
Molecule: messenger RNA, 525 nt
Organism: Rhinocladiella mackenziei CBS 650.93
Lineage: Eukaryota; Fungi; Ascomycota; Eurotiomycetes; Chaetothyriales; Herpotrichiellaceae
Exons: 1
Coding region: 1-525 (174 amino acids)
Source: RefSeq, a predicted model, not a curated record